GGAACGCUCAGACGCCGCGCAGGGCGGGGAUUGGCCCGCUCCCUUCCUGUGCGUUCGCUGCCGCGGUUCCUGGGACACCUGCUCACGGUGCCCCGUGCGGUGCUCAGCUCCCAACUUGAGCUCCGCGGCGCGGGGAGAAAGGCCUUGCGUCCCCGGCCUCCGACAGGAACCGCGCUGAGUGUUCUUAGGGCAAGAUGAGCGCGGACGGGGCGGCCGGGGAACCCCUGCCCCGGCUCUGCUGCCUGGAGAAGGGUCCGAACGGCUACGGCUUCCACCUGCACGGGGAGAAGGGCAAGGUGGGCCAGUUUAUCCGGCUGGUGGAGCCCGGAUCUCCGGCCGAGAAGUCGGGGCUGCUGGCCGGGGACCGACUGGUGGAGGUGAACGGCGAGAAUGUGGAGAAGGAGACGCAUCAGCAGGUGGUGAGCCGCAUCCGCGCUGCGCUCAACGCCGUGCGCCUGCUGGUGGUCGACCCCGCGACAGACGAGCAACUCAAGAAGCUGGGCGUCCCGAUCCGGGAGGAGCUGCUGCGCGCCCCCAAGUCCGAACAAGCCGAGCCUCCGGCCGCCGCUGACGCGCAGGCUACGGACCAGAAUGAGGCCCAAAAGAGCCACCUGGGACGGCGAGAGCUCCGGCCUCGGCUCUGCACCAUGAAGAAAGGCCCCAAUGGCUAUGGCUUCAACCUGCACAGCGACAAGUCUAAGCCAGGCCAGUUCAUCCGAGCAGUGGACCCAGACUCGCCGGCAGAGGCCUCUGGACUCCGGGCCCAGGACCGCAUUGUGGAGGUCAAUGGUGUCUGCAUGGAGGGCAAGCAGCAUGGGGACGUGGUGUCUGCCAUCAAGGCUGGAGGGGAUGAGGCCAAGCUGCUGGUGGUGGACAAGGAGACGGAUGAGUUCUUCAAGAAGUGCAAAGUCAUCCCGUCACAGGAACACCUGGAUGGCCCCUUGCCUGAGCCCUUCACCAACGGAGAGAUACAGAAGGAGAGCAGCCGUGAAGCCCUGGCAGAGGCAGCCUCAGAGAGCCCCAGGCCAGCCCUGGCAAGAUCUGCCUCCAGCGAUACCAGUGAGGAGCUAAAUUCCCAAGACAGCCCCAAGCGACAGGCAUCCACAGAGCCCUCAUCUACCUCCUCCUCCUCCGACCCCAUCUUGGACUUCAACAUCUCCUUGGCUGUGGCUAAAGAGAGGGCCCACCAGAAGCGCAGUAGCAAGCGGGCUCCGCAGAUGGACUGGAGCAAGAAAAAUGAACUGUUCAGCAACCUCUGAACACCCGGCCACCCAACCUAGCUGCCCCUCCUCCCCAAUAGCCCGUCAAUCAACAUUCAAAUCAGCAUAUCCCUACCCACGCACACUUCCUGAUGAAUCUGAUUUUCCUAGGAAUUCUUGCCCACCUUAGAAAAAGGGGAAGGUUUCUGUCCUGUCCCCUUACUCCUCCCUGAGAACUUCAUUCUACCAGGUGUCCCCUCACCGGUCUGCCUAGGACAUCACCGGGACCAGCACCAAGCAUGGACCUUUGGACCAGACAAGAAGUCCUCUCUCGACUACAUGUGACAACCGAGUCCAGGGCUGAUCAGGGUCUGACGGUUGCAGCCAUUGCUCAUAAGGGCCAAGGUGCCUGCCUUCUGAGGUCCUCAAAGCUAUGGCUUGGCCUUCUUCGGUCCAUUUGAGCAUUUAAUUUUUUUUUUUAAGAGUGUAGUAUUACAGAGUUUAGAGGGGCUCUUCUUUUAAUGAUUCUUAUGAUUUUCCUGGUUGUUUGUACCCAGAGCAUGACAACAGCCUCAUCCUUAAAUUUUUGUUUCUACUCACUCUGAAUAACCUGGGCAGCACGGGGAAGCCCUGGCUGCCUCUGCCUGUCCUGAGCCAGGUGCCAUCACUGUAAGGACAUGCCUUCAGAAAUCCACUGGUUCCUUUACACUGCU
Molecule: messenger RNA, 1912 nt
Organism: Phodopus roborovskii (desert hamster)
Lineage: Eukaryota; Metazoa; Chordata; Mammalia; Rodentia; Cricetidae
Gene: Nherf1
Product: NHERF family PDZ scaffold protein 1
Exons: 6
Coding region: 195-1259 (354 amino acids)
Biological process (GO): protein localization to plasma membrane
Cellular component (GO): apical plasma membrane
Molecular function (GO): protein-membrane adaptor activity; signaling receptor binding
Source: RefSeq, a predicted model, not a curated record